Hypoxylon trugodes is the source of this 2008-nucleotide messenger RNA. RefSeq names its product kinase-like domain-containing protein. NCBI's taxonomy places the organism in Eukaryota, Fungi, Ascomycota, Sordariomycetes, Xylariales, Hypoxylaceae. Bases 170 to 1309 code for a protein of 379 amino acids. The record is from RefSeq and is a predicted model, not a curated record. The transcript is spliced from 3 exons.
AAAAAUAAUGAUGAUGAAAAUGAUAUUAGGAUGCAUCGGAGAUUUUAUAUUUAAAGAUAAUAGCAGGUGCUCGUCAGCGAUGUCUUGAAGAAUGGUCACUAACCCAGCCUACAUUGACUAAAAUUGUUCCCCUCAUCAGCACAUCCGCAAAGAAACCAGGAUAUUAAAUAUGGCGUCAACAAACUCCGAAAAUAUUACAUCCAAAGUACUCGCAAGCCUCAAGGGAACUCCCUACGAAUCAUCAUCUCUCGAUAUAUUGUCGGGUGGUACAGCCAAUUUUAUAUAUCGCGCAACCCUAUCGCAGCCUCUCGAUGACGGAACAAAAGAGGUUCUCGUAAAACAUUCCGAGGAAUAUAUCGCGAAUAAUCCAAGCUUCAAGAUAACCCUAGCCCGCUGUCGAAUCGAAGAAGAAUGCCUACGUGCGCUAUCCGCCUUCACCAUCGUAGGCAAGGCCGAUUCCAUUGAUCCUUACAACUUCCUAGUCCGAACGCCGAAAUUUUACCAUUUUGACGCCGGUAACAACACGCAGGUCCAAGAGUAUCUAGAAAGUGGGAGUAACCUAAAAUCUUAUGCACUUAAAACGUAUGCGGCCGGAGCCGGGUCCGACUCGGAAGCGACGAAGCGCCAGAGCAUACAGUUGGGGAAGGCGCUGGGGCGAUGGCUCCGCGACUUCCACGAUUGGGCGGCGCAACAGCCGGACUUGCGCGCCGUGGUUGCCGAGAAUACGGAACUGCAGCUGCUAAAGCAUACCAUUAAUUUCACGUGGUUGCUAGAUCGGAUUAAGCUGUUUCCCUCUAUUUUAAGUGAAGUGGAAGGUGUCUUCGAUGAAAUUAGGGAUGCGACUGCCGCGGAGUUAAAAAAUGAGAGCGAGUUGCAGGUUAUUCAUGGCGAUUUCUGGUCGGGGAACAUUCUCUUACCUAGCGGUCCCAUACAAGAGGGCGUGGACGUGCCGAUAUUCGUUAUCGACUGGGAGAUGGCGCAAAUAGGGAAACGAAACCUCGAUGUGGGCCAGAUGAUCGGCGAGUUAUACCAGUUAAAACUGUAUAAGGAUAUCUCGGCCGGUCUAUGGAUGGUCCAAGGAUUCGUGGACGGGUAUGGCGCGGUGAGCGAAGAAUUUGCUUUCCGCACAGCGAUUCAAUUCGGAGCGCAUCUUGUCAGCUUUGGAACAGUGGUUUCUGGUUGGGGCACUCCGACGCAGGUUGAAAAUUGUGCACGUGUGGGAAGAGACAUAAUAGUUUAUGCGUGGAAAAAAGACCGUCGCUGGUUUGAAGAAAACGAUCUCGGGUGUCUGUUUGGGGAAGUCCGGUGAGGGCUGCAUUGGGGCUUUCAAGAAACCGAAAACCGAUCAGAUAUCUCAAAAAUGAUACAUCUAAAUGAGAUGAAAGGUACUUUCGGACAAAAAUAAAAAUUCGAUCGACACCUGUGUGAUUCGAACACACGCCCCCGAAGGGAAUGCCUUCGCUGUUACCGAAUACUCGGAUAUAGCAGGGCAUCGCGUUAACCACUCCGCCAAAGUGCCCUAACCCGCACAUUCUGCAGGAACUCGGAUGGUUGUUCGAUUUGUUCUAAAGUUAGCUUAUACUUGAGCCCACAUUGGAUGAAUUCGUGAAAUACAGGAACUACCCGAAUCUACUAUACACUUAUACGAUUAUCUUGAAUAACUACCCUCUAGAUUUAGGUCUUGAAUUAUUUUAGUAGAACCUUAUAUGGUUCCUUUCCGCCUUUCUUCUAUCUUCAAGUUGCACAGUAUCCACUCUGCUCUCAUGAAGGGUACACCAUAUAGACCCAUAACGCGGAUAUGGCCAAUAAUCAAGAUCGAAAGGUGUACCACUUACGAAAACAAACACGUAUCACCUUACGCCGCUCAUAUUACAGAUUAAAGCAUGGUAGAUAUCCGUUAAAACAUGAGGUGUACUAUUCGGAGUGAUUAAGAUGAUAUCUCUGGCCCAAGGGUAAGUUCUACAUCAAAAUACAAAACUAUUCCCAAGCAUGCGCGAAAACAGUUAGA